UUAUGGUGGCCAUGGCCUUGCUGCCUGUCUCUACACUGACCGCAGUUUUUUAUAUAUUAUUAGCAACAGGUGUGGCUCAGAAAUGCGGGAAUGGACACUGGCAGUGCGAUGAUGGUCCGUGCAUCCCUCGGAAGUGGCGCUGUGACGGGAGUGGGGACUGCCUGGAUGGCUCCGAUGAGAUGAACUGCUCCUGCCCGCAGGAGGACUUUGAGUGUGCUGAUGCCAGCAUGUGCGUGACCAAGUCAGCAGUGUGUGAUGGCCGUCCCCAGUGCAGCGACGGGUCAGAUGAACUCAACUGCAACCAAAGCUCAGGCUGCUUUUUGGGUGACUGGACAUGCAGGAAUAGGAUCUGCAUCCCCCAUGAGCUCCGCUGCAAUGGGGUGGAUGACUGUGGUGACCACUCAGAUGAAGAGGGUUGUGGGCCUUGUGGAGAUCUGAGUGUGCGCUGUCCAAAUGGAAUGUGUUUGACCCAGAGAGAGAGAUGUGAUGGCGUUUCCCAGUGUUCUGAUGGGAGGGAUGAGCCAGUUACCUGUGGUAAAACGUGUGCAGUCAGAAAUGGUGGUUGCAGUCACACAUGCACUGACCAGCUUUGGGGAGCACUGUGUUCGUGUCCUAGUGGGCUGAAGCUUUCUUCAAAUGGAGCAAAGUGUGAAGAUAUUGAUGAGUGUGCUCAGCCUUAUGGGCCCUGCAUGCACACAUGCGUUAACACCAAAGGAUCUUUUCGGUGUCGAUGUUACUCAGGUUUUAAACUUCAGGAAGAUGUGUGUCAAGCUCAAGGAAAUGUCACCAAGCUUCUUACCACCAAGAAGGGAUUCAUUGGAUUAAUCAGUGUGAAAUCCAGAGUAUACAAGACCCUCUUUGCGAUUGAUAGUGACCCUGUAGCCCUGACAUUUGACCUUGCACGGAACCUGUUUUUUUGGGCUGAUGGAAAAGGGAACAUCUAUAAGGCUGAAGAUCAGAAGAGUAGAGUGCUUUAUUCAGGACAUGGUGGAGUUAAUAGUCUAGCUGUUGACUGGCUCCAUGGACAACUUUAUUGGUCCAACUUUUUACUAAAAAGCAUUCACACAGGGGCAUUUGAUGGUAGUGCUGUAGGCAUAGUUAUGUUCAAAGAUACAGACCCAUCAAAUUUGGUCCUUCUGCCACUUGAAAGUGCCUUGUUUUGGAUUAACAAAGGACCCAAUGAUGAAAUGACUGUUGAGAGAGCUGGGAUGGAUGGCUCUAUGCGCACAACUCUGAUUGUUGUAACUGCUCAGUUGCCGAAAAGCCUUACUUUGGAUGUGGCAGCCCGUCGGUUGUAUUGGAUAAGCGAUUUCAAAAUGUCAAUUGAAACUGUGAAAACAGAUGGUACAGGACGUCAUACCUUUCAAGAGUUCUUUAAUGGAAGGUCUGCUCAGAGCCUGGCUGUGUUCAGUGGCUGGUUCUACUGGUCUGACAGCAAGCGUCUGUGGCAAGCUCCUCAAGCCCAGCCUGACCAAAAGAGUUUUGUUCUGAAAGCAGCACUGCCAAUCGUAACAGUAUAUCAUGAGCUCCAGCAGCCUCGAGGUUCUUCUCCAUGUAGGAAGUCAAACUGCCAGCUUUGCUUGCCCUCUCUAGCCAGUCGUGGCAGUUUUACCUGCUCUUGCCCCGAAGAGAAGCUUCCUGUGGCACAGGGCUCAUGUGAAAGUUUUAACCUUGCCUAUGCAACGUCAACAAGCAUAUACACAAUGGAGUAUACAGCAGAGGGUCCUGUAAAAUCUCUUCUCUUCACCUCAUAUGAGGACAUUCAGACUUUUGAUAUUGACUGGAAAAGAGGAUGGGUGAUUUGGGCCAAUGGCACAGGUCAUGUGAAGGCUAGACUUUUCACUGAAGAUGGUUCACAAUAUAUUUCAACUUUGAAGCCUGCAUGCACUGUCAAAGUUGACCAGAAGACUGGAAAUCUGUACUGGGUGUCUUGUGAUGAUCUUUCUAUUGGAGUCACACACAUUAUACUCCCCGAUGAGAGCAUCUCUCAGCAGCUGUACCAGGCCAGUGAAGAGAUAAACGAUGUAUUUGUGGAUUGGCAACGAGGCCAGUUGUACUGGCUGGAGGGUGGUCAGAUCAUCAAUAUGAAGCUAGGCUUGAUGGGUGGGAGUGCAAAGGCCAUCUACAGUUUUGCGGAGAAGAGUGUCAACCAUGUUGUGCUGGAUAGAAAAGCGAACAGCUUCCUUUGGAACUUUCAAAAUGAGCUGCAAGUAUUGAGUCUUCUAAAGAUGAGGAAGUACUCUGCUGGUAAAAAAUGGACUAUUCCAGAUCAGAUUGUAGCUGCCUAUGAGCCCUUCAUGGUUACCAUGUUCAAUGAUAUCAUCACAUUGUGGAAACGGCAGGAUGGGUCGCGUGUUGGAGCGGUCGGUGUGGGGAGUGGUGUAGUUGGAGUUACCAUAGCUAUGAAAGAAGUGAAGCGAGAUGAAGGCUUUAGGAAUGUGUCUCCUACUCAAGUGACCUGUAGCAGCCCCUAUGUCUUGUGUAGAGGAACAUCAGUCUGCAUCCCACAGAUCCAGCUGUGUGAUGGAAAGAAAGAUUGUCCUGAUGGAUCAGAUGAGACGUUCUGUGAAAAUAUCUGCAGAAAACAAGGUGACUUCUUAUGCAAGGACAGAAAGUGCAUUGAAAGGGUUCUUGUUUGUGACGGGCGCAGUGACUGUUCUGAUGGCUCUGAUGAGGUGGGUUGCCCCACUUCAAUUGGAACCACCUUGAGGUGCCGUUUGGGCUCAAAACCCUGUAAGGACAGCAGUGAAUGUGUCCUGCUUAGUCAUGUAUGCGAUGGAGAGGUUGACUGUAAGGAUGGCUCUGAUGAAGAGGGAUGUGAACAUCAAUGCAGAGCAGAUCAGUUCCACUGCGCUCACGGGCGAAAGUGUAUAGACAAGAAGCAGGUGUGUGAUGGGACUCCUCAGUGUCAGGAUCGUUCUGAUGAGAUGAAUUGCUUUACACGCUCGGAAAACUGCAACCAUCACUGUGACAAUAAGACUCGCUGCAUUCCAGAAAACUUCCUGUGUGAUGGAGAGAGAGACUGUGUAGAUGGCACUGAUGAAGCAGACUGCCCUUCAGCCAUGGUAGCUCCCUCAGAUAAACCCUCAACUGAAACAAGCUGUAAAAGGCCCUCUGUACUUUGUGAAGGCACAUUAUUGUGCCUCAAUCAAUCUCAGCUGUGUGAUGGGAAACUGGACUGUCCUGAUGGUUCGGAUGAGUUCUCCUGUCCUACUUGUCCUUUGCACUGUGAUGAAGGCACGGUGUGUCUGACCAACCAGCAGUUGUGUAAUGGAAAAACAGACUGUAGAGAUGGCUCAGAUGAAACUAACUGCUACAAUCAAGGAAGCAAAAGUGCAGGAGCCUCAUCCCUAAAGUGUCCCCUGGGCUUCAAACCAUGCAGGGAUGGAAGUGACUGUAUUCUUAUGAGUCAUGUGUGUGAUGGAGAGAAGGACUGCAAGGACGGUUCAGAUGAGAGCAACUGUGAGCUCAACUGUAAAAAAGACCAGUUUCAGUGUGCCCAUGGUAUGAUGUGCAUAGACAAGAAGCAGGUGUGUGAUGGGACUCCUCAGUGUCAGGAUCGUUCUGAUGAGAUGAAUUGCUUUACACGCUCGGAAAACUGCAACCAUCACUGUGACAAUAAGACUCGCUGCAUCCCAGAAAACUUUCUGUGUGAUGGAGAGAGAGACUGUGUAGAUGGCACUGAUGAGAGAGACUGUUCUUCUACCGUGCCAGCUCCUUCAGUUAAACCCUCUAUCGAAACAAGCUGUACAAGCCCGUCUAUAUGGUGUGAAGGUACAUCGCUGUGUAUUAGUCAGUCACAGCUGUGUGAUGGGAAGUUGGACUGUCCUGAUGGAUUUGACGAGCUUUUCUGUUUAUAUGCAUGCUCAGAUCCAGACCAUUUCCUGUGUACAAACAAGAGAAGGUGUAUAGAGCGGGCUUUUGUGUGUGAUGGCUACUCCGACUGUUCUGAUGGUUCAGAUGAGCUGCAGUGUCCCACUUGUCCUGUGCAUUGUGAUGAAGGAACUGUGUGUCUGACCAGCCAGCAGCUCUGUGAUGGAAAAGUAGACUGUAGAGAUGGCUUGGAUGAAAGAGACUGCUUCAACUCUGUCAAAAAGACUAUAGAAGCUUCAUCCUUGACGUGUCCUUUGGGCUUCAGACCAUGCAUGGAUGGAAGCGACUGUAUCCUCAACAGUCAUGUAUGUGAUGGAGAGAAAGACUGCAAGGAUGGUUCAGAUGAAAGGAACUGUAAACGCAAAUGUGAAAAAGGCCAGUUUCAGUGUGGAAAUGGGAGAUUGUGCAUAGAGAGGAAGAAAGUGUGUGAUGGGACUGCUCAGUGUCCGGAUCACUCUGAUGAAGUGAACUGCUGCAGUCAUCGCUGUGAUAAGAGCCGCUGCAUUCCAGAAAACUUCUUGUGUGAUGGAGAGAGAGACUGUGCAGACAGCAGCGAUGAAGCAGACUGUUCAAGACCAAGUGGAAAUGUGGUAAAUGGAAUAUCUUCCAGUGGUGUGUCAACACUCUUACCUGCUCAGACUCCAGUCUGUAGAAAUCCCUUGGUCUUGUGUGAAGGCACGUUAGUUUGUAUUUCUAAGAGUCAGCUGUGUGAUGGAAAGCCAGACUGUCCCCAUGGCUCUGAUGAGAAGUCCUGUAUGGAUUCUUGUGCAAAAACAGGUGGCUUCUUGUGUAAGGAUACAAGGAAGUGUGUUAAGAGUUAUCUUGUCUGUGAUGGACAACCUGACUGUACUGAUGGCUCUGAUGAGAUGGAUUGCCACAGUGUUGCUGUAAAGGCCACUUAUGCAAGUCCCUUGAGGUGCCGUUUAGGGUCAAAACUGUGCAAGGAUGGCAGUGACUGUGUCCUCCUUAGUCAUGUGUGUGAUGGAGAAAUGGACUGUAAGGAUGGCUCUGACGAACAGGGAUGUGACCUUCAGUGCAAUCCAGGCCAGUUUCAAUGUGUUCGUGGCAAAAAGUGCAUAGAAAGGAAGCAGGUAUGUGAUGGGACUAAUCAGUGUCAAGAUGGCUCAGAUGAAGCAAACUGCUGGAAAGCUACAAGGAGCUGUGCCCUACGCUGUGACCAAAACAGCCGCUGUAUUCCAGAGGUCUUUAUCUGCAAUGGAAUGAAAGACUGCUGGGAUGGGUCUGAUGAAUCUGACUGUGGCAAUCCAGCUGCUUUUUCCCACUGCAAAAGCCCUUCUGUACCCUGCUUGGGGAACUCAAAGUGCAUCUCCAAGGAACAGCUCUGUAAUGGAAGAAAGGAUUGUGCAGAUGGAUCUGAUGAGAGACCCUGUAUUAAGAACUGCCCCUAUGAUGGUGACUUCUUGUGUAAAGACAGGCGGAAGUGUGUUGACAUGAAUCAGGUCUGUGAUGGCCGUUUUCAAUGCACUGAUGGCUCUGAUGAGGUGGGUUGUCCCACUGUUGCCACUGACACCACCACGUUUCCAGCUCAAUUGAAGUGCCGUUUGGGCUUAAAGCCCUGUAAGGACGGCAGCGACUGUAUCCUGUAUAGUCAUGUGUGUGACGGAGAAGUUGACUGUAAGGAUGGUUCAGAUGAAGAGGACUGUGAUGUUAGUUGCAGAGCAGGGCAGUUUCAAUGCGCUCAUGGAAAGAAAUGCAUAGAUUCUAGUCUUGUGUGUGAUGGGAAGCCUCAGUGCCAGGAUCGCUCUGAUGAAAUGGACUGCUUCACACGCACAAAAAGCUGCAGCCAUCGCUGUGACAACAAGACCCGCUGCAUUCCAGACAAUUUCAUGUGUGAUGGAGAGAGAGACUGUGUGGAUGGCACCGAUGAAGCGGACUGUGGCUACCCUACCCAGGUCAGAAGCUGUGAUAGCCCCUCUGUCUUGUGUCGAGGGGGGAAAUUAUGCAUCUCUAGCACUCAAGUAUGUGAUGGAAAGCGUGAUUGCCCAGAUGGCUUCGAUGAAGAGUCUUGCCUCAAAAGAUGUCCGAAGCGAGGUGACUUCUUGUGUAAGGACAAGAGGAAAUGUGUUCAAAGGUCUCUUGUCUGUGACGGACACAGUGACUGUGUUGAUGGCUCUGAUGAAGUGGGUUGCCCUACUGUUGCCUCAAAGACCAGCUUGGUGGCUCCCUUGAGGUGCCGUUUGGGCACAAAGCGAUGUAAUGAUGGCACUGAAUGUGUCUUACUUAGUCAUGUAUGUGAUGGAGAGGUGGACUGUAAAGAUGGAUCUGAUGAAGAGGAAUGUGAGCAUCAGUGCAGAACAGAUCAAUUCCACUGUGCUCAUGGCCGAAAGUGUAUAGACAAGAAGCAGGUGUGUGAUGGGACUCCUCAAUGUCAGGAUCGCUCUGAUGAAAUGAACUGCUUUACACGCAGUGAAGACUGCAGCCAUCACUGUGACAAUACGACUCGCUGCAUUCCAGCAAACUUCCUGUGUGAUGGAGAGAAUGACUGUGUGGACGGCACUGAUGAAGCCAACUGCCCUCCUACCACUAAAGUUCCAUCAUACAGAUUCUCUACUAAAAUCAGCUGUACAGGUUCCUCUGUUCUGUGUAAAGGAACAUCACUGUGCGUCAGUCAGGCUCAGCUGUGUGAUGGGAAAUUGGACUGCCCUGAUGGAUUUGAUGAGCUCUUUUGUUUACAUGCAUGCUCAGAUCCAGGUAAUUUCCUGUGCAAGAACAGGAGGAAAUGUGUAGAGCAGGCUUUGGUGUGUGAUGGCAAUGCUGACUGUCCUGAUGGUUCAGAUGAGCUGCACUGUCCUACUUGUUCUCUGCAUUGUGAUGACGGGACUUUGUGUCUGACCAGCCAGCAGUUGUGUGAUGGGAAAAUGGACUGUAGAGAUGGCUCAGAUGAAAGAAACUGCUUCAACAGUGGACGUAUAGCAGCAGGAGUUUCAACCCUGAAGUGCCCUCUGGGCUUCAAACCAUGCAGAGAUGGGAGCGACUGUAUCCUCAACAUCCAUGUGUGUGAUGGAGAGAAGGACUGCAAGGAUGGCUCAGAUGAGAAGGACUGUGAACGGCAGUGUAAAAAAGGGCGUUUUCAGUGUGCUCAUGGAAGGAAAUGUAUAGAUAUGAAGCAGGUGUGUGAUGGGAUUCCUCAGUGUCAGGAUCGCUCAGAUGAAAUGAACUGCUUCAAACUGUCUGAGGAUUGCUACCAUCACUGUGACAACAGAAGCCGUUGCCUGCCUAAAAGCUUUGUCUGUGAUGGAGAGAGAGACUGCUUUGAUGGUACAGAUGAGACGGGCUGUGCACCAAAGCCAUGUCAGAGUGGGCUGUUUCAGUGUGUCAGUGGCCAGUGCGUGUCCAUAAAGCUCCGUUGUGAUGGUCAUGCAGACUGCCACGAUCAUUCUGAUGAGAAGGGUUGUCAAAAACCUCCACACUGCCCACUGGAGGGCCGUUGUCCCAAUAGCCAUGAGUGCCUUCUAAAGGAGUGGUUCUGUGAUGGUCAUAAGGAUUGCACUGAUGGCUCUGAUGAACAGAAUUGCAAUUCAUCUGUGCUGAAAUGUGGGGAGUUCCAGUGGUCGUGUGCAUCUAAAAUUCAGUGUGUUCCCUCAUCUUGGAGGUGUGACGGCACAAAGGACUGUAAAGAUCAAAGUGAUGAAGCUGGAUGUGGAAAGGUGAAAUGCCCCACUCACCUGUUUCAGUGUAUAAAUGAGGAGUGUGUGAACCCUGAGCUGGUUUGUGAUGGUGUUACUCACUGUCGGGAUGGCUCUGACGAGGGUUUGGGGUGUCUCGUCAAUAACUGCUCCAGCUCACGAAGGCCACAAUGUGAACACUACUGUAUCAGUACUCCACAAGGAGCGAAGUGUGGCUGUCGGGCUGGCUUUAAGAUCCAGGCGGAUGGUUUAUUUUGCGUAGAUAUAGAUGAGUGCAAGGAUACUCGGCCUCCUGUGUGCAGCCAUGCAUGCCAUAACACGCAUGGCUCUUAUGUGUGCCAGUGUCAGCCAGGUUUCUUACUGGAGCCAGAUGGCAGCACAUGCAAAAGCCCAAAGGAGCCCCAUCUUUUGGCUGCAGUGCAGUUUGAGCUGCUGUUGAAGGGCCUGCGGAGCGGCAAUCUCCAAAUACUGCUCCCUCCAGGGCAGACACCCAUCUUUUCUCUGGACUAUGACUUUAUGGACCAGAAACUGUUCUGGGUUAGCCUGGAGGAAGAAAGCAUCAAAUUUGCUGUCCAUGGAGACAAGGGCAACAUCAAGGCACUUGUUAAAGGUGUUAAGUCAGACUCCAUUGCUUUGGACUGGGUUGGGAGGAACCUGUACUGGGUGGAUGGUGUUGCUAGACAGAUUUUGGCAGUAAGACUUGGCAACAGUGUAGUGAAGCCCCAGAACUACAUCGUGAUUGUGGAUGAAGACAUGGAGCAGCCUCGCUCUCUGGUGCUACUACCACAGAAAGGGAUGAUGCUGUGGUCAGAGAUUGGCAGUGAGCCACGGAUUGAGUGUGCUGGCAUGGACGGUUCACAGAGGAAUGUGGUGCUACGCCACAGUCUGAGCUGGCCUGUGGCCAUGGCUGUGGACAUUCUGACUGACCGAAUGUACUGGGUGGAUGAGAAGCUCAAACAUAUUGCUUCAGCCACUCUUGAUGGAAAGGACAUCAGGGUCCUGCAGCUCACUGAGAUCCAAAGCCCUUUUUCUGUGGCAGUGUUUAAUGACAUGGUAUAUUGGUCCGACACCCAGAGGCAAGCAAUUCUUGGGGCUCACAAAACUAGUGGCAAGAACUGUACAGUUAUUCUAAAAAGAGCUGGUCAGCCGUUUGGGCUCAGAGUUGUCCACCCACUUAUGCAGCCUAGGCUGUCUAAACCCUGUGAGAGCCUCAGGUGUUCCCACAUGUGUCUGCUGAACCCAGGGUUACAGGCAGUAUGCCGCUGCCCAGCUGGGCUGCUGUUGGCUGAGGAUAGAGUCACUUGUAGCCCAAUUGAAGAUUCCUCUUCAUUCCUCCUAAUGCUUGCUCCUUCUAUGCUCACUCAGAUUUAUACCAGAAGCUUGCAUGGGGAGGUUGGAUUAAAGCAGUGGCCCGAACACCGUGCCUUGGCUCUUCCUGACAUAGAUGGAGCUACAGGUAUAGACCUGGUCCUCCAAGACAACAUGCUGUACCUAUCAGAUUCCAGCCAGUCUUCUGUGGCCAAGCUUAAACUAGAAGAAUCGGGCCUCGUGCCUGAGGGCAAUCCACUGCAGCUGUUGGAAGAUAUAGUGACUGCUCUGGCUGUGGACUGGAUCACACACAACCUGUACUGGAGCAGCAUCAAGAAGCCCCAGAUCUACGUCUCCUCACCCACCUGGAAGUACACUACCAUGGUGGUGCAGGCUAAUCUCCAGGACACCACCUCCAUUGCACUACACCCACCGACAGGCAGGCUGUGCUUUACAGCUGUGGAGGUGGGAGAUGGCAAAAUCCUGCCACAGGUGGACUGCAGCUCUAUGAACGGCCAGAAUCGCAUGGUGCUGUGGAAAAAGACACAGAUGCCUAUGUUUCUGACCUUCUCCAGCCAGGGCUCAACAGUUUACUGGGCAGAUAUUGCUGCUGAAAUGAUUGCCUCUGUGGACAUUGAUGGCUCCAAUUACAGAGAGUAUAAAACUGGACCUCCCUUAAUUGUCUCUUUUGCCAGAAGCGAGAAUAUCCUCUUCUGGGUCACACUCUACAACGGCACAACCAAUGUGUGGUACAGUGAUGGCGUCCAGCCUAAAAAGAUGUGGUUUGAAGUGCAGACAAACAUUGUUGCAUUGAAAGCUUUCAACAAACACAGCCAGAAAGGAUCCAACCUGUGUGCUGAAAACAAUGGGGGUUGCAGCCAGCUGUGUCUAGCAUAUCCUGGUGGGCGUACAUGCCACUGUACGCAGGGCUACCUCGUCGUGAACACAAGCCAAUGUGUAUCCAGUCCGAAGUGUCCAGCAGGCAGUAAGCCAUGCAGAAAUGGAAAAGAGUGUCUGUCCAGUAUCAAGUUUUGUGACAGAGUUCCAGACUGUCAUGAUGGCUCAGAUGAAGAGGACUGUGCCUACAUGAAGGUUAAGUCAGGUUUCGAACACAAAAAGCCUUUUGCUCCAGGCUCAGCUGGUAUUGCUGGCUCACCUCAGGAUAAUGAAGUGUUGGAACACACGCUGGGCGGUCAGUCCUGCAAUUCUGAGCUGUGUAAUGGCAGAGGUCGGUGUGUGAUGAAUAAGGGGGAGCCAGGCUGUGAGUGUAUGCAGGGCUACAGUGGAACGUACUGUCAGGAAGGAGGAUCCAGCAGUGCUCCUAUUGUCCUUUCCGUUCUCUUCAUCAUUGCCGUAGUCAUCGCUGCUGCUGUGAUUUUAAAGAGGAGAAGAGACAUAGAAGCAAAUGGGCAGCCCACUGACAAGGAGACUCUGAUGAAGGACAUGGAGGAACAUGAGGAACCUGAGGAACCUGAAGCUCACCCUCAAAACUUUGUCAAUGAACUCUACAACCCUGAAGAGGAGGAAAAAGCAACUGAAUCAGUGAACUGAAUCUAAGAUUUUUUUUUUAAGUAAAGGAUAUAACCUGGCCAGAAA
This is a messenger RNA of Pygocentrus nattereri (red-bellied piranha), 10424 nucleotides long. RefSeq names its product low-density lipoprotein receptor-related protein 2 (gene lrp13b). Gene Ontology annotation, molecular function: protein binding; calcium ion binding. Lineage: Eukaryota; Metazoa; Chordata; Actinopteri; Characiformes; Serrasalmidae. The record is from RefSeq and is a predicted model, not a curated record. The transcript is spliced from 53 exons. The coding region runs from base 3 to 10379 and encodes 3458 amino acids.